GCCAUUUAAACAAAUCUAAAAAUUUUCCUUUCUUAAUCAUAACCCAUAACUUUGCGUUUGUUAAAUCUAGAGCCUAUCUGUAAACGAUUCGGAGGGUCCUGGCCAUCAUUGGCAAUAAUUAUCGUCUGCACUGUCUUUAUAUGGAGUGUUCUUUGUUAUGAAACAGAGGUGGUAGAGCUAAGAGAUGGGAUUAGCGGUGAAGAUUGAAGUUUUUCACAAAGAAAGAAUUACACCAUCCUCUCCAACUCCUCACCACCUUAGAAUUUUCAGCCUCUCGACUUUUGAUCAGUUUUCUCCUGCAAUUUAUUUCCCUCUAAUCCUCUUCUAUCCCAACAAUAGUGAUAUUCAUGAGGUCAAUAAUAUUGAUCCCCAAUGUUUGGUUGUUGAAAGAACCAAGCUUCUGAAAAGAUCACUGUCCGAAACCCUAAGUCGCUUCUACCCCUUUGCAGGAAGAAUCCAUGAUCAUGCUUCAGUCUGUUGCAAUGACAAGGGAGCAAUGUUUCUUGAAGCUCAGGUCAACUGUCCCAUAUCAAGGGCUUUGGACAAACCCGAUCUUGGUUUUGUUAAAGAGUUGGUUCCUAAUUUACAAUCUACUGAAGGAGACAUCGGCCAUGAUCUUCUACUAGUCCAGGCCAACUUCUUUGAAUGUGGUGGAAUCGCAAUCGGAUUCAACGUUUCACAUAAGAUCAUCGAUGCCUUCACACUUAGUACAUUCCUCAAUAGUUGGUCUGCAACUUCCCGUGGUCUGCAACUUCCUCCACAUCAAUAUGUUGCUGCAGCUUCUCGUUUCCCAUCACUGGAUUUGUUCAAGCCACCGCCACCGUUUGUGAAGAUUGCUAAAGAGAGGUGUACAACAAGGAGGUUCUUGUUUGAAUCCUCGAAGAUUGAAUCUCUGAAGGCGGAAGCUGCCAGUGCUGCCGUGCAAAAUCCUUCGCGAGUCGAAGUCGUGUCAGCACUGAUUUGGAAAUGUGCGAUGAAAGCGUCAACUGCAAACUCGGAUUCUGCAAGACCACCAUCAUCAGCAUGGUUGCAAACUGUGAACAUGCGGAAAAUAUUGGGGCAACCAUCUGCGGAGAACUUGAUGGGGAACCUUUUGGGUUUCUUUGCAGCAAUAUCUAUGAAAGGCGAAAGUGAGGGUGAUCUUCAAGGCUUGGUUGCUGCAAUGAGGAAGGGGUAUAAAGAACUUAAGGUGAAGUAUGGUGCUAAUGGUGUUGGUGUGGACGAUGUAAGUAAACUCCUGAAAGAGUAUGGUGAGGUGUUGCAAAGGGAUGACAUAGAGUGUUAUUGCUCCACCAGUUGGUGCAGGUUGCCCUUUUUUGAAACCAAUUUUGGAUGGGGAAAGCCAUUGAUGAGUAGUCCGGCAAUUGAAGAAAUCAAGAAUUUAACUACGCUGAUGGAUACGAGUGAUGGACGUGGCAUUGAAGCGCGCUUGACUUUGAAAGAAGAAGACAUGGCCAUAUUUGAAAAAAAUGAGGAGCUGCUUGCAUAUGCUUCUCUAAAUCCCACCGUCAUAUAGUUAGUGCCUAGAACAAAAAGGCCUCUCUUGUGCUUCUUAUUAUCUUAUAUGAUGUUUUGUUACUGCUAGCUGUCUGUUUCAACUAUGUUUCUCAAUGUAAAAGAAGUGUAAGAAAUAAUUACUGCUAUGCUUUUUCUUUUAUCCAUUUUCCCUUAAUCUUUUAUUCUCAUUUCAAGUUUUCC
This is a messenger RNA of Rosa rugosa (rugosa rose), 1698 nucleotides long. Its product is annotated as stemmadenine O-acetyltransferase-like. NCBI's taxonomy places the organism in Eukaryota, Viridiplantae, Streptophyta, Magnoliopsida, Rosales, Rosaceae. The transcript has a single exon. The record is from RefSeq and is a predicted model, not a curated record. Bases 185 to 1516 code for a protein of 443 amino acids.